CAAGUGGCUCCAUUCGGUAAUGGCGCUUUACGGCACUAAAAGCACUCCGGAACGGCACGAUCAGUUUCGCUGAAUGUCCAGCAGUGUCCAGUCUUCUGUAUAAGAGCAUGGAUAUGGCGGAUGAUGAAUUUGACGGAGACGAGGUUGUCGAUGACUUCGACGACGUCGAUGACGACGAUAAUAUUGAAUUAGAACAGCAGGAGGAAGAUGGAGAAAAUAUAGAGCUUUUAGCUGCUGGGGAAGCUUCUGGCGGCGUGCAGAAAUCUAAACGAAUCACAACGCGUUACAUGACAAAAUAUGAAAGAGCCAGGGUACUGGGGACCAGAGCAUUGCAAAUAGCAAUGUGUGCACCUGUCAUGGUUGAGCUGGAAGGAGAGACUGACCCGUUGCAGAUUGCUAUGAAGGAACUGAAGAAACGUAAGAUCCCUAUUGUUAUUCGACGUUACCUUCCUGAUAAUAGUUAUGAAGAUUGGGGUAUUGAUGAACUUAUCAUAACAGAUCAUUAAUUAUGCUUAAGGAAAAAUUAUUGAACUUAUAAUAGAUUAAUUAUGGUUAAAAGGGAGAAUAAUUAUGGACUUACGCCUUGUGUGAACUGCUCUAUGUAAGAAUAAGUCAAGUGCAUUAUGAAAUAAAAAAUCUUGGACAGAUA
Molecule: messenger RNA, 649 nt
Organism: Cephus cinctus (wheat stem sawfly)
Lineage: Eukaryota; Metazoa; Arthropoda; Insecta; Hymenoptera; Cephidae
Gene: RpII18
Product: DNA-directed RNA polymerases I, II, and III subunit RPABC2
Exons: 3
Coding region: 108-506 (132 amino acids)
Biological process (GO): DNA-templated transcription
Cellular component (GO): RNA polymerase II, core complex; nucleus; RNA polymerase III complex
Molecular function (GO): DNA-directed RNA polymerase activity; DNA binding
Source: RefSeq, a predicted model, not a curated record